Maylandia zebra (zebra mbuna) is the source of this 2719-nucleotide messenger RNA. It is a transcript of the gene serinc3, whose product is annotated as serine incorporator 3. Gene Ontology annotation, cellular component: membrane. Lineage: Eukaryota; Metazoa; Chordata; Actinopteri; Cichliformes; Cichlidae. The record is from RefSeq and is a predicted model, not a curated record.
GUAGUUCGAGGCGCUGUCGUUCUGUCCUGACCGCCUGACAGAGAAGCUUUAUUUUCUUUCGACAGUGAAAACACCAGCAAAGAACGGAAGCGAAGUAACGGGAAGAAGAACACAGACUGUGCGCUUCUGUUCAGGAACCCGGCAACCAUGGGAGCUGCUCUGGGGACAUUUUCUUUUGCAAGCUGGGUGCCGUGCCUGUGCAGCAGUGCUACGUGCCUGAUGUGUAGCUGCUGUCCGAGCAUCAGAAACUCCACGGUGACCAGGAUCAUCUAUGCCUUUAUAAUGCUGAUAGGCACCAUCGUUGCCUGCAUCAUGCUGUCACCGGGUGUGGAUCGGCAGCUCAAAAGGAUCCCAGGCUUUUGUGAGGAUGGGGCAGGUUCGUCUGUCCGUGGUCUACAGGCGGAUGUCAAGUGUGAGAUGUUUGUGGGGUACCAAGCAGUUUACCGUAUAUGCUUUGGAAUGAGUAUGUGGUUCUUGGGGUUCUCCGUUCUCAUGAUAAACAUAAAGAACAGCAGAGAUCCACGUGCUGCUAUCCACAAUGGAUUUUGGUUCUUUAAGUUUGCUGCCUUGGUGGCAAUUACAGUUGGUGCCUUUUACAUCCCUGAAGGGCCUUUCACCUACAUAUGGUUUGUCAUAGGCUCUGGUGGAGCCUUCUUUUUCAUUCUGAUUCAACUGGUGCUGCUGGUGGACUUUGCCCACUCCUGGAAUGAGUCCUGGGUUGACAAGAUGGAGAAUGGCAACUCCAGAGGCUGGUAUGCAGCUCUACUGGCUGUCACGAUCCUGAACUACAUCCUGUCAUUAACAGCUGUUGUGCUGUUCUUUGUCUUCUACACGAAACCCAAUGAAUGCUUCAUCAACAAAUUCUUCAUCAGCUUCAACAUGUUGCUCUGCAUAGUUGCCUCUGUUGUCUCAGUCCUGCCAAAAGUCCAGGAGUCUCAACCUCAUUCAGGUCUACUACAGUCUUCUUUCAUCACCUUGUACACUGUGUUUCUAACUUGGUCUGCCAUGACCAAUGAGCCUGACCGGGAAUGCAACCCCAGCCUGUUGAGUAUCUUCCAGCAGAUCGCAGCCCCGACCCCGGGCCCUACAGAGACCGAGAACCAGACAGCCACCAUGGCAAUGAUUACCACAAUCACUGGGACAGAAAAACCUGCCUUUACAUCUCCAUACCUGCAGUGGUGGGAUGCUCAGAGCGUUGUGGGCCUCAUUAUAUUUAUCUUGUGCAUCCUGUAUUCCAGCAUUCGUUCAUCCAGCAACAGCCAGGUUAACAAGCUAACUAUGGCAUCCAAAGAUUCAGUCAUCCUCGCUGAGGGGGGCAGCACAGAACUGUCAGAGGAGUCGACAGGGCCCAGACGGGUGGAGGACAAUGAGCGGGACAUGGUCCAGUACAGCUACUCCUUUUUUCAUUUCAUGCUUUUCUUGGCCUCACUUUACAUCAUGAUGACCCUCACUAACUGGUACAGCCCUAAUACAGACUACACCAUAACAAGCAAGUGGCCAGCAGUAUGGGUGAAAAUCACCUCCAGCUGGGUUUGUUUGGCUUUGUACACAUGGACACUGGUGGCCCCCAUGAUCUUCACCAACCGAGAUUUCAGCUGAUCAGCCAGUCUCCACAGCGUGCUCUUAUUUUUUGUCUGUUUUUACAUUAAAUUUGUCAAUAAUGCUACUGUCAAGAUGGACUCAGGUUUUACACUUUUAGAUGGAUUCUGAGUGAGUUGAUUGUGUAUGCUUCCAAAGUGCCCUAACAGUUGCUUCAGAUAAAGAUUUUUUCUGUAGUGAUUUCACACCAGUCACAUCACUAACAAUAGCAAUAUAUUGUUGUAUUUUUGUACUUGGGCAAUUUUCUGGUUAGAGCAAACCUUUUGGAUUUAAGUCAGCUAGAUUUUUCUUUAUCUUCUUCCUCCUUUUUUUUGCUGUAACACCAAUUUAUGGUGAAUGCUUAGUUGAAAAAAAAAUUCUCAACAUCAUGGAGUUACACCUACGACUUACUGUGGAGCUGGGGUGAACUGCAUUCACUACGAAGAGGAUGUAGUUGGCUGUUCAACCUUCAUAUGCCUUAUAUGUCUGAAAAAUGUUAGAAUAUCAGAUAACUAGGGAGUAUGUACAUGAAUGUCGCAGACAUAACUGCAAUAUGACCAAAAUCAGCUCAAGUUCCUGCCAAAUGUAAACGGACCUGCAGGUCCAUCAGACCUGAAGAUGUCAGGUGGUUUAAAAAUAUCCUUAGAACAAAGAGAUACAGGCACACCUCUGAAUAGCCUAGAAUAUCUUUAGUAUUUAUUUUGAUUAUUGUUGUAAGAAUGUGUUUCUGUAAUUUUAAAAAGAUUUAAAUUUUUAAGAAAAGGACUCCAUAACUGAAUAAUUACAGAUGUUUGAGAAUAAAAAAUCUGAGCAUUUGCCUUGUGUUCCAGAUUUACCCAGUGUGGUUAAUAAGUUAUGAAUUCUCUGUAAUGCAUCUGCAGUUUGUGAUUAUACUGACCUACUAUAUAAUCAUUUGCUUUGCUUUGACUCAGAGAUUCAGUGUGCUCAUCUAUGCCACAGACAGGAAAAAAAGCAUUCUGAAAGUCAUCAAGUUAUAAUUGGUUCCACACUUUUUUGUGUUUAAAUGUUAAUAUUUUCCAAGGACCACUGUUUUUUUAUUUUUUUGGCAAAGCUGUGUACUUUGAACCUUUGUUAUAACUCUCAGCAAUGUGCUGUAAAUGAAUAAAGGCACAUCUGGAGC